Messenger RNA from Esox lucius (northern pike), 2674 nucleotides. RefSeq names its product epoxide hydrolase 5 (gene ephx5). The transcript is spliced from 9 exons. Bases 737 to 2161 code for a protein of 474 amino acids. Gene Ontology annotation, molecular function: epoxide hydrolase activity. Lineage: Eukaryota; Metazoa; Chordata; Actinopteri; Esociformes; Esocidae. Gene Ontology annotation, biological process: epoxide metabolic process; arachidonate metabolic process. The record is from RefSeq and is a predicted model, not a curated record.
UCACGUGGGUCUGAUCUUUCCGUGAAGAGAUUAUUCGCUAUGGAUAUGUAUUCAUGGUUCAUUUCUACUUUACAUUGAAUUAAUGACACGUAACCGUUACUUUAAGAAAGCUGCAGUGGUAUAUUUCAAAGCAAACGGUCAUAUAUCCUCAAAAAAGUAUAGCUGAGAUGAUUUUGCUGUUUAAUGCCACCAGACAUUUAUUUUCGAUACAUUAUGUUGUCAUUCAUUUAAAAAUAUGUUUUUCACUGGUAGCGUAGGCAACGCUUUUAAGUUUUUUUUAAAGCUAACUCUUUACACGUGAAAACAAGCCUAGUUAUUAGACAAAUAGUGUAAUGUUACAAGCUGAUAUCUCUUGUGGGCGUUCAACAACGGAGUAACUAACAGGAUGGAAGCAGUAGGUUCGAUUUCUAUCACCUUUGUUUACCCGUUUUAAAACACUCUUUCCCGGGGGCUGGGGGAGGUUAAUCCAAUCCCCUCAUUAGACGUGAGCGUUGUGGGUCAAGUAGCUCAGCAGGCGGAGCUCGUUUGGAAACUAUUGUUAACUAAUCGUUAUAUAUAUAACGCAUUUACAACACUAUUUUGGUUGCUAGGCUAACUUUUGGCAGUGCAGUAUUUGGCCUACGAAUACUUCCUCCAACCAGCAACCACUGAGGACUUAUGGGUCAUCUAUUCUAAAUACCCACUCGCGGACAACAGAGACCACUUAGAAGAACGUACUUUGGAACUGGGUGAAACCAUGCAGGCCAGUGAAGCUCUGAAACAGGCUUUCUUCCGUCUGGAUGCAACCCAGCAGCAGCUCCUUGUGGCCGGGUCCGCUGUGGCCCUGGGAGGGCUUCUGACCUGUUGUUACCAGGCGUAUCGUGGGAGGAAGACCCAGAACAUUCCUAUGGGGGAUGGGUGGUGGGGACCAGGACAUAAGCCUCACUCAGAGGAUGAGAAGGUUUUGCCAUUUGAGGUCCAAACUUCAGAUUCAGAGAUCCAGGACCUUUACGACCUUAUUGACCGGACCCGGUACACUGAGCCGCUGGAGAAUGCAGGCUUCCAGUAUGGCUUCAAUUCCACUUACCUGAAGAAGGUGGUUCACUACUGGAGGCACAAGUUUGACUGGAAGAACCAGGUCGCCGUCCUCAACAAGUACCCCCACUUCAAAACCAAGAUAGAGGGAUUGGAUAUACACUUUGUCCGCGUGCGUCCGCCUCACCGCGAGGGCCAGCGGGUGCUGCCUCUCAUGCUGGUCCACGGCUGGCCGGGAUCUUUCUACGAGUUCUACCGGAUCCUGCCGCUACUCACGAAUCCACGGGGCGGCCUGGCCUUCGAGGUCAUCUGCCCCUCCAUCCCCGGGUACGGCUUUUCCGAGGCCCCUCACAAGCAAGGCUUUAACAGUUUGGCUGCAGCGAGGGUCUUCCACAAGCUGAUGGAGCGUCUGGGUUUCUCAGAGUACUACCUCCAGGGAGGGGACUGGGGCUCCCUCAUCACCACCAACAUGGCCCAGAUGAAGCCACAGUGUGUGAAGGGACUUCACCUCAACAUGUUGACCGGCAGAACCAUGGGGUUUGGCGUCCUAUUUGCCGUGAUGUUUGGCCGCUACCUGCCCUGGCUGUUUGGGUUCACCCGGGAGGACGUGAAGAGGUUGUUUGGUUCAGACGGUUUCCUAGAGAGGAACGUCUAUGAGCUCCUUAGGGAGUCCGGCUACAUGCACAUCCAGGCCACCAAGCCAGACACUGCAGGUUGCGGGGUGAAUAAUUCUCCAGUUGGCCUGGCUGCAUACAUCCUGGAAAAAUUCUCCACCUGGACCGACUUCAGUAACAGGGACUUGGAAGAGGGAGGCCUGGAGAGGAAGUUCACCUUGGACGACCUUCUGACCAACGUCAUGAUCUACUGGACCUCUGGCUCUGUCGUCUCCUCCAUGAGGUUCUAUAAGGAGAACAUCGGUUCUAACCGACCGGAUCACAAGGCUGCUGUGCACGUCCCCACGGGGCUGGCAGCCUUCCCCAACGAGAUAAUGCACGUUCCCCAGGUGUGGGCCCGGGACCGAUACAGGAACCUCUACUCCUACUCCUACAUGCCAAGAGGAGGCCACUUCGCCGCAUUCGAGGAGCCGCUGCUCCUGGCCGACGACCUGCGGCAGUUCGUGGAGAAGGUGGAGAAGUCGUCCGGCUGACGUGACUCGGCACUGGUCCACCAGAAAAAAGUAGUAGUAAAUGUGGUACAGGUUUCCUCUGAAAUCAGUUAAAGCUGUAUUCAAUCAGUGCUGUCUUAUUGUCGAGUGCAUACGUUCAAAAUGCCAAAGUUGGUAUCAUUCGAGGGCAACGAUCAAGCUUAGUCAUUUUAUUUGUGCAUCGUGCGUCUGUCAACACAGUUGAGAAGUACAGUAAUAACAACUGAGCACUUCACUAGAACACAAAUUAAUUUCUGUGGAAAUGGCCUCAAUCACUGCGUCUGUUCGGACUUUGCUGUAACGUUACCCUUGUUAAGUGUUUUGUAGUGUCCGAUGUUUGUGUGGCUGGUUUCCCAGACGCACGUUAAGCCUUGUCCCGGGCUACAAAUGGAAAUGAGCAUUACUUUUUAAACCAGGACUGGUAUUAACCUGUGUCAUGUGUUAAUGUUAUGUGUUGUAGGCAAUCACUAAGAUAUCAGCUAAUGAGGAGCCAAAGAAAUAAAUGUGCCAAAGUCA